This is a messenger RNA of Caenorhabditis briggsae, 1113 nucleotides long. RefSeq names its product Protein CBR-XBX-1 (gene Cbr-xbx-1). Gene Ontology annotation, molecular function: dynein heavy chain binding. The transcript has 6 exons. NCBI's taxonomy places the organism in Eukaryota, Metazoa, Nematoda, Chromadorea, Rhabditida, Rhabditidae. Gene Ontology annotation, cellular component: cytoplasmic dynein complex; axoneme; ciliary basal body. Bases 1 to 1113 code for a protein of 370 amino acids. The record is from RefSeq and is a predicted model, not a curated record. Gene Ontology annotation, biological process: intraciliary transport involved in cilium assembly; intraciliary retrograde transport.
AUGAAUAUUUGGGAUCUUGCUAAACAAAAACUUGUGGAAAAUAAGCAAAGAGCAGCUGAGCUUGAACAAAAAUUAGAUGAUGAGAAUGGAGCAGUAAAUGAUAAUUAUUUGGCGGAAGUACGCCGACGGCAUGAAUCGCAUAUCAUUAUUGCGGGAAAUCGGAAAUGCGGCAAAUCAUCAUUCAUGUUGAAUUUUCUGGAGCGGAAAGAAGAUUUGAGAGAAUCGGUUGGACUCGAAUUCACGUACGCAAGAAGGACAAGAGGAAAUGUCAAAGAUGUUGCAAACUUAUGGGAGCUUGGUGGUGGAUCUUCAGUGACUGAGUUAUUGUCGGUACCGAUUACAGCGAAAAAUGUGGAAACAUGUUCCCUAAUUGUUCUUCUCGACAUGACAAAUUUGAGUGAAAUGUGGAUCACAAUUGAGAAAACUGUAGACACCGUCCGACGGCUAGUGGAAAAUUUGGAACGGCAAGAUGCGAACCUUCAGACCCGCAUGGCUGAGAAAUCGCGUCUUCGUCUGGAAAAAUAUGAAUCUUCGAGUCUGAAAAUGUGCGCACCAUGCCCUUUACCAAUGACAAUCGUCGCUACAAAAUACGACGAAUUUCAAAACUUUGAAUCGGAAAAACGUCGUCAUCUUUGUCAAUUUCUCCGUUUCCUGGCCUAUUCAUAUGGAGCGAAUUUGAUGAUGUACUCAUCUAGAAUGGAGCAAUUCCCAAAAUUAGUGAAAAAUAUGAUCAGUCAUUUUGCAUUUGGAACAGUUUGUCCACAAGGUUACAUCACGGAUCACAACAAGCCAAUGUUCAUAAAAUGCGGUUUUGAUAAUUUGGAGGCAAUUGGUAUUCCUCCAGGAUCGGAUAACUUUAUGGGAGCUUCAUCCCCGUUCAAUUUAUGGAGAGAAUCGUUCAUAAGUCUUUGGCCUCAGAAAACUGGAAAUGUGGAUGUGGAAGAUACCAAGAAACAAGAUCCAAUGAUUGAUCCAGUAUUCAAAGAGCCGAGCAUUGACAAUCUGGUUGAAAUUAAACGGAAGGAACUGGAAAAUCAUAUUCGAUCAAAGAGAGAUCGAGAGGCUGCCGAGGCUCGCGCGGCUGAAAGAAUCGCCAAAAUCAAUGUUCGAUAA